Prorocentrum cordatum is the source of this 345-nucleotide messenger RNA. The record is from the annotation of a GenBank genome assembly. NCBI's taxonomy places the organism in Eukaryota, Dinophyceae, Prorocentrales, Prorocentraceae.
AUGGGGAGGUGGUUGUCCCUCGCGUCCGCCCUCACCUUUCGCGCGGGCGCGCUCCCGUCAGCAAAGCGAGAGGGGGGGGGCGCCAGGCGCCUGUUCCAGUUUUUCGUGCGGCGAGCCGCCGAGCAGAUUUUCGGGCUCGUUGGUGCAAAGCCCCACCUGUCAGAGGAGGAGGAGGAGGAAGCUGGACCACCCUGCCGGUGUUCAGUCUUUGCACAGAGGCUGGCUCGUUCGGUCAUAAAAGAGACGCCUCAGUCAGAGGAGGGUCAGAGCAUGUCGCACUCAUGGACCUUACACUGCGUGAGCGUCCCCGCGCCUGCGCGGUCUUGGCCGGCGGCGGCGCGGUGA